AUGGAAUACCCGUUGGGUCACGACAAGGGCACGGAAAUAUUACUCAAAGCUUUUCGGGAGCUAAGACAACAUGAAACUGGAGACGACAUAGGGGUUGCAGUGACAGAAGUGGAAGAUGUCCUACCUCUAAAACAUACCCGAAUCAUUGAGGACAGACAUGUUUCUGGAAACUCAGCCCAAUCAUCCUUACCGUUGGGAAAGACAUCUAGAUACGUCGGAAUCUCCACAUCAGAACAAGAAACGAAUACUUCGAUGUACGAUGAUAUGGCCAUAUCACAAUCGCUAAAGGAUUCGACAGUACUGAAGCUUCAUUCCACGGAUGUGACCAAUAUUACACACCGCGCCGACGCUCUUACUUUGACUCGCGGUAAGCCCUCGUCAAGUCUGUCGCAUAGUAAGCUCACUGCGGCCAUCGACCACGAGCCACCAACGUACCAUCUAACAAGUCUACCUCUGGAAGGAACCCUUCCGGUAAUCAGCAGUAUUGAAACUGACGAAGCUAUUGCAAGAGAUGAUACAGUCACCACUAUCCCGAACACGUCCCUGCGUCCACCAUCAUCACGCACCUCAACAAUCUGCUCGGCUGUAUCAGCAAGAUCACAUCAAGAGCCCGGACCUAUCCAAAUUAGUCCAUCUGCUCAACUCCAGAGUAUGCAAUCUAUCAGUAAGCUAGAUGCAAGACUCAAUGAAGUCACUAGAUUAUAUAGGCCUUGGAGCACGUUACGGUACGGUCGUACAAACAACCAGGCUGCUUAUGUACCUACCGGCACACCAGAGUCUAUAACCAAUAUACCAUUGAAAGCUGAUAUCCUUGAAUCUCACUCGAGGUUGAAUAACAGUGUUCUUUCUCCAUACACUGAUGGAGCUCACAAGCACGAAUGGGCGAAAUCGAGUGAAUGGGUUGAGCCCUGUACUAUCAACGACGGACCAAAAGAAUGGAUUGAAGACUUCCUCACGCGCCAAGAGCAAGCAGAUCGCGAUGAGGAAAAUGAGAGGCAGCUCCAAGAGAAACAAGACAAGCAACACGGGAGUAUCCGCUAUCGAGUGAAUAGUGCCGACAAAUUUAGGCGCAGGCUGAGCAAGAAACGUAUAUCUGGAGAGCGAAGAAGUUUCGAGGCCAGGCAUGAAAGGAAGAACAGAAUUGGCCUUAACAUUGAUUUGGGGCCAACUCCUUUCAGGCAGACAUCGGACUCAACACCUGGAGAGGAUUUUGAUGGGUCAACGAGAGCGAGAGCUUUCUCAUGGACUCCCGAUACGCACCAAUCUCCCAUAUCUCUGACUGCUCUACCAGACCGAUCAUCUUGGACGCCCACAUCACCAUCCCCACUGCACCGUACACAUGCUGCAGACAGGCCGCAUAUGUCAUUGCCGUCACACCAUCCUUCUAGGCGGAAGUUUUCCAACAGUUCUUUCGCGCCGAGCCACCAUCGUUCGACUUCCGCUCUAAAGCGAGUGGCGACGAGACAACAAUCCACCGCUCAGUUGAGAACCAGCAGCUGGGAGAAUUUGAAAGUCAAGAAGAUCACUUCGAUAGGUUCAGAAUUGAAGAGAACCCUCUCUACGGGGUUUGUACCUGCGAUUACAGAAGGAAAAGAUAGUAUGAAGGGCUUAGUGGGAAGAGUAGAAAAAGUUGGUGAGAGUGUGACUAGAAAGCUUAGCCCAAGCUGCAAGGACAAAUGGAAGGGCUUGGGCAAGAAGAAGAAAAGCAUGAACGUUGGAGGGAUGCAUAUCAUAGGAAAAGAGCGCUGA
This is a messenger RNA of Alternaria burnsii, 1749 nucleotides long. RefSeq lists its product as uncharacterized. NCBI's taxonomy places the organism in Eukaryota, Fungi, Ascomycota, Dothideomycetes, Pleosporales, Pleosporaceae. The record is from RefSeq and is a predicted model, not a curated record. The transcript has 2 exons. The coding region runs from base 1 to 1749 and encodes 582 amino acids.